Knipowitschia caucasica is the source of this 543-nucleotide messenger RNA. The record is from the annotation of a GenBank genome assembly. NCBI's taxonomy places the organism in Eukaryota, Metazoa, Chordata, Actinopteri, Gobiiformes, Gobiidae.
AUGACAGGAGGACUGAAGGAUUCUGAACCAGAGGAGUUUCUGCAUUCGCCGUUCAUCCGCAAACAGGGCAACAUUUACAAACCCAACAACAAGGACAUGGACAACGAGAGCAUGAACGAGAAGAGCAUGGAAGACGUGCACACCAAAGAGAUCGACCUGGUGAACCGCGACCCCAAACAUGUGAACGACGAUGUGGUCAAGGUGGACUUCGAGGACGUGAUCGCGGAGCCCCCUGGCACCUACAGCUUUGACGGCGUGUGGAAAGCCAGCUUCACCACUUUCACUGUGACAAAAUACUGGUGCUACCGCCUGCUGACCGCGCUGGUGGGCAUCCCGCUGGCUCUGGUGUGGGGUAUCUUCUUCGCCAUCCUCUCCUUCAUCCACAUCUGGGCCGUGGUGCCAUGCGUGAAGUCCUACUUGAUUGAGAUCCACUGCGUCAGCCGCGUUUACUCCAUCUGCGUGCACACGUUCUGCGACCCGCUGUUUGAAGCCAUGGGGAAGUGCUUCAGCCAGAUCCGUGUACGCACAGUCAAGGAGGUUUAA